This is a messenger RNA of Lycium barbarum (goji berry), 2634 nucleotides long. Its product is annotated as protein MALE DISCOVERER 2-like. Gene Ontology annotation, molecular function: ATP binding; protein kinase activity; protein binding. The record is from RefSeq and is a predicted model, not a curated record. Lineage: Eukaryota; Viridiplantae; Streptophyta; Magnoliopsida; Solanales; Solanaceae. Gene Ontology annotation, biological process: protein phosphorylation. The transcript is spliced from 9 exons. The coding region runs from base 473 to 2452 and encodes 659 amino acids.
UGAAAAUACUAGUACCCUUUUCCAAAUUCAAACGUAAACUCCACGUUUUGCACAGUAACCCCUCUUCUCUCUCUCUUUCUAUUAUUUUAGUGAGGAACACAAUCCCAUUUUGCCUAUAAUUACCACUUGUAGGGGAAUAAUAACACAGUGAAAUUUCUUCGUGUUUUCGCUUGUUUAUAAAGUAAAAAAAAAAGAGCUUCCAGUUUUUGUUUUGUUUUCUACGCGUUUGUCAAACAAACUCAGUCUUCUUUUCUAUUACGCGAAACUUGAACCCACCCUUAUGUCUUUUGUAUUUUUUAUUUAUUGGCUUUCUUUCAAUUUUCGGGUUCUGGUUUUGAUGACUUUUAAGCGGUGGCUUUUACGUAGUCCACUUUACUUGUAAAAUUUGACUGUUCAAGAAUUCCUUCUGCUUUAACAUUAAUCUUAGUUUUGGGAAAAAAGAAAUAGUGGGUUUGUUUAUGUUGUCUGUGAAAUGAAUGGUAACCGGAAAUUCAGUGAGCAUAGCUUCUUGGUUAUUGCGCUGUUCUUGUGUUUGGUACAUCACAACUUGAGUUUCUGUUUGUCCCUCAACGAUGAAGGCUUGGCGCUGUUGAGAUUUAGGGAGAGAGUGGAGAGCGAUCCAUUUGGGGCGUUGUCGAAUUGGAAAGAUGGCGAUGGAGUGGAAAAUCCAUGUACCUGGUUUGGAGUUGGGUGUCUUGAUGGGAAUGUUGUGUCUCUGGACUUGAAAGAUCUCCAUCUCUGUGGUACUCUAGCUCCUGAUCUCGCACGCUUGGUUCACUUGAGAUUUAUAAUUUUACGUAACAACUCCUUUUCUGGGAUCAUACCUGAUGAGAUUGCAAAGCUAAAAAAAUUGGAGAUUCUGGACCUGGGAUAUAAUAACUUUAGCCAGCCGCUGCCUUUUGACCUUUCCAAUAAUCCCUCUCUGGAAAUCCUUUUAUUAGACAACAAUGAGCUGUUUAGCCACAUAAUUCCCGGAACCAGUAGACUUGAAAUGGUCCCAGAUGUCCAAGCAAAUAACAACCUUGUUACGAGAGCCCAACCUAUGUCACCUUCCAAUAGGAGAUUGAUUUUAAGGAGUACAGAAGAACUGGGAAAUGCAGUUGGAAGAAAAUUACUUAAAGUAUCAUCCUUUUCUCUCCUGAAUAGCUUCCGGAGGCAAUUUCAGCAGGUCUCAGAUCCUCCUGAAGUUGGUAUUGAGAACAGCGCGCCUUCAUCCUCCCCAUCUCCAUCACCGAGUCCUUCUCUCUCCCCAUCUCCAUCACCGAGUCCUUCUCUCUCCCCAUCUCCUACACCGUCAAUUACAGCAGAACCUCACCUGGCUCCUUCACCAGUAUCCUCUGCUUCUCCAUCUUCACUUCCCAGUUCUCCAGAGAACCGCAGCAGAGUUGAAGAUUCCAGACGAAGUCAUCAUCGAGCUUUAAUAUUGUCUGCAGCUAUAGGAGGUCCCGUUCUACUAUUUAUAUUGAUAGCUGGCACAAUAUUCUUUCGAAGCAACAAAAUGGCUGUUGUGAGACCUUGGGCCACUGGACUGAGUGGACAGUUACAGAGAGCAUUUGUUACUGGUGUGCCAAAGCUUAAGAGAUCAGAGCUUGAGUCAGCCUGUGAAGAUUUCAGCAAUGUAAUUGGUUCCUCAUCUGUUUGCACAUUAUAUAAGGGCACAUUAUCCAGUGGAGUUGAGAUAGCUGUGAUAUCUCGUACACUGGCAUCUACUAAGGAUUGGUCAAAAGAUAUGGAAGCCCAUUUCAGGAAAAAGAUUGAGACAUUGUCAAAGGUCAAUCACAAGAACUUUGUCAGCCUCCUCGGUUUUUGCGAAGAAGACGAUCCAUUUACCAGAAUGAUGGUUUUCGAGUAUGCUCCUAAUGGGACCCUCUUUGAACAUCUGCACAUAAGGGAAGCUGAAGAUUUGGACUGGGGGAUGCGAAUGAGGAUAGCAAUGGGCAUGGCAUACUGCCUUGAGCACAUGCACAGUUUGUCGCCAUCGUUACCUCAUAAAAACCUGACCUCCUCUGCCGUGUACCUCGCAGAAGACUAUGCAGCCAAAAUAUCGGAUUUGGGGUUCUGGAAUGAGGCUGGUGGCUCUGAAAUAGGGUCAAGUCCAGAAAGUAAUGUUUACAGCUUUGGUGUCAUUCUGUUUGAGAUGAUGACCGGUAGGCUCCCUUACUCAGCAAACAGCAUCUCUCUUGAUGACUGGGCAUCAGACUAUCUAAGAGGUGGAGAAUCCUCGAAAGAAAUGGUUGAUUCAACAUUAAAUUCUUUCCAAGAGGAGCAGGUAGAGAGAAUAACUGAUGUGAUUAAAAUGUGUGUACAUCCUGAGCCAAGACAACGACCGACGAUGAGAGAGGUUUCUGCCAGAUUAAGAGAGAUAACAGGUAUAGGACCAGAUGGUGCAACCCCAAGACUGUCUCCUCUAUGGUGGGCUGAGCUUGAGAUCAUAUCAACAGAGGCUUCUUAAUUGCCUUUAGAUGCUAAUCAAUAUAGAAGCUGUAUAUACAAAGAUGGAAAGCCUUUUUCCGUUUGUUCUUUCUAUUGGGUGGAUUACAAGCGCGUAUUUUCAUUAGGUGUACGUUUUUGUUUGUGUACAAAAAAAGAAAAUUUAGUACUUAAUUUUUAAUCGCCUCAAUUUGCUUUCUCGAA